AUGGCGGCCAACAUGUACCGGGUCGGAGAUUACGUCUUCUUCGAGAACUCCUCGAGUAACCCAUACCUGAUCCGUCGAAUAGAGGAGCUCAAUAAGACGGCCAGUGGAAAUGUUGAGGCCAAAGUUGUAUGUUUCUACAGACGGAGGGACAUCUCACACAGUCUCAUUCAGCUGGCAGACAAGCACGCAACACCGGUCUCGCUCUCCGGUCUCGCUCUCCGGUCUCGCUCUCCGGUCUCGCUCUCCGGUCUCGCUCUCGGUCGCUCUCCGGUCUCGCUCUCCGGUCUCGCUCUCCGGUCUCGCUCUCCGGUCUCGCUCUCCGGUCUCGCUCUCCGGUCUCGCUCUCCGGUCUCGCUCUCCGGUCUCGCUCUCCGGUCUCGCUCUCCGGCCUCGCUCUCCGGCCUCGCUCUCCGGCCUCGCUCUCCGGCCUCGCUCUCGGGCCUCUAG
This is a messenger RNA of Knipowitschia caucasica, 447 nucleotides long. Lineage: Eukaryota; Metazoa; Chordata; Actinopteri; Gobiiformes; Gobiidae. The record is from the annotation of a GenBank genome assembly.